This is a messenger RNA of Rasamsonia emersonii CBS 393.64, 1701 nucleotides long. RefSeq lists its product as uncharacterized. Bases 1 to 1701 code for a protein of 566 amino acids. NCBI's taxonomy places the organism in Eukaryota, Fungi, Ascomycota, Eurotiomycetes, Eurotiales, Trichocomaceae. The transcript has 2 exons. Gene Ontology annotation, cellular component: transcription factor TFIID complex. Gene Ontology annotation, biological process: DNA-templated transcription initiation. The record is from RefSeq and is a predicted model, not a curated record.
AUGGCGCAGACUCAGCCUCAACAGUACUCCUCCCAGUCCUUCUCUCCUCCGCCUGUCUCUUCUCCGUCGCCCAGCGCCACCUCAUCGGCAAAUGCAGGUGCUAUACCUCCUCCACCGAAACGACAACGCCUCUCUCCUCAUCCACAGUCACCCUACGCCUCCCCCAGCUUUGGAACGCUGCAGCUCCCACAGAAUCCGUCUCCCACGAUGAACGGCACAAAUGUCAACGGCAUGGCUUCCGCGCCGGGACCAGCGCCCACGCCGAAUGCUGCUCCCGCGCCUGCUCCCCCAGGCUCUAUGGGCCCUCCAUCACGACCGGUGGAAAAGCCAACAGAUGCUUCUGAGCUUACGGAUGUUCUGGCAUCGUCAGGAAUCGACGUGAAGGAAGAGGAAGCAUAUCUCACAAACAGUUAUGCGCCAACUGCUAUGCAGGCUCAGCAGCCACAGCGACCGCAGGCCCCGGUUAUGACCACUUCCUUCACGUCUCAGGUUUCUACGCCGGGUACAGCAUCGACGGGCACCAGCUUCGAUUUCUCACAAGGAAAGCCUCCGACCACCCAAGAAUCAACCUACAUCGCAGAGAGCCAGGGUGUACCCUUCAAAGAUCCUAAUGAGCCAACCGCAGAGAAUACGCAGGCAGCUAGGCGCGCUCAGUAUCAUCUCCAAGAUCCAUUCCUUCUUACAAAGGUCCUGGAGCAGAAAUUACAGAAGCGUGGCUUUGAGUUGGGCGUUCGUAUACCCACCGAAGGUCUGUUUCAUCCCGUUCCAGGGCGUCCUCAACCUAUUGAGGUUACAGGCCCGGAUGGGUCGUCUACUGUGCGCAAGGGCCAGACUAUUGUGAACCAAGAAGGGGCUCCUCUUGUGGAUAUCCUGACACUCGUGUCGCUGUGUUGCGAAGAGCGGCUGAGGAUGGUAAUCGAAUACGCUUCGACUCUUGCAAAAAGCCGACGUCUACACUCCCAUGGCGCUGUUCCCCAAGAGUGGAAGGAUGUAGCAGCUCCUGCUCCGGAGCCGGAUAGUGCACUAAGCCCGAAGACUAUGUCUUCGAAACGUCCCCACUCUGCUACCGAGAGUACCGCCACCAGUAGAUUAGCUGAGAAAUAUCGCUUAAUGGCCAGCAAAGAUGUGUCGAGCGAGGAAGCUCGUGCGGCAAAACGCGCAAAACGAAGUGCCAACGCCAUUCUAGGGGAGAGCGGUAGCAGGGCAACCUCCGUUGAUGUCCCGGGCUCCGGUUCCGCCACUCCCUCAAGCGUCAUUGGGGACAAGGCCCUUGGUCCUGAUAAGAAAGGCAUGACGAAGAAGGAGGCUAAGAAACAGAUGGAUGCCAGGGCAAGCGAGGCACAACAACAUCAGCAAUCUAUCGAAACAGCGCGAAUGGCUACGAAUAACAUGUUAUCCGGUCGAAUGUUUGGUAAUACCAAGAAGACAUAUUCUUGGUUGAACAGGGGCACGAGUACGAAUACUAGUUUCUCUACUCCCCGCCUCAAUGCUCCAUCAAAUAUCGGAGACAAGGGUGGGAAGUUGGGCGAUGCCAAUGCUGCUGCUGCGACAAAGCGGCUGGGAGAUUGGCGAGAGGAUAAGGAAAAAGGUGCCGGGAUACAAAUGCGGGAUCUUUUGUUUGCUCUCGAGCAAGAUGGAAGAGGCUUGAGACAUGUUCAAAAGGCUUACUCGAAAGAUUUAAAGGAGGAUCGCGUGAACUGA